AUGGUCAACCAAAACCCCCUCCCCGUCAACUCCGCCCUCGCUCUCUCCAUCCUCACCUCCCUCGGCGGCGCAAUCGGCUACGCACGCACCGGCUCAAUCCCCUCUAUUGCCGCCGGUCUCUCUGUCGGUGCCCUGUAUCUCCUGUCCUUCGCGCGCCUGCGCUCCGGCGAGACAUUCGGCGAGGAACUCGGUCUUCUGGCUUCGGCUAUUCUGGGCGGAAGCUCCAUUCCCCGUGUUAUCAAGACUGGGGGAAAGCCAGUGCCGCUGGGACUUUCGGUUCUUGCUACUUACGGAAUUGUUGUUUUUGGGCUUGCGUUUAAGGAGAAGAGGGCCUAA
This is a messenger RNA of Penicillium atrosanguineum, 336 nucleotides long. Its product is annotated as TMEM14 family protein. The transcript has 2 exons. Gene Ontology annotation, cellular component: membrane. NCBI's taxonomy places the organism in Eukaryota, Fungi, Ascomycota, Eurotiomycetes, Eurotiales, Aspergillaceae. Bases 1 to 336 code for a protein of 111 amino acids. The record is from RefSeq and is a predicted model, not a curated record.